UCUUCAUAGCCAUCCUCAAUGGAGGAUAUGUGGGAAUAGGAUGUAAGAUCUAAAUAGGAUCUAUUUAAAGAACAAAGAGCUAAAAUGCAAAUAGUUUUCUGUGACACUGGUGUUUGUCAACAGAGGAAAUCCACUGUGGGCACAACCUCCCUCUGGAGAACUAGGCUGUGUGAUCUGUUAACUCCUUUGUAGGAUAUCGGGAGACUCUCCCAAGAGCACUCCAAGGACAAAGACUUGAAAUCAAGCAGCUGUGAGAGUGGGAUGCUGUGGAAGUACAAAACACGUUGCUCUGUUAUGCAAACUGUCUUUGUGUAAGAUAAGAAAGUGCUGGUAGGUAACUGGAGCUGGACAUGGGAAUUAAGGCUGGAAUGGAAUGAUUUGUCUUGGAGUGUGUAAAGUAAACAAUAUAUAACCAGGAGGAACCAGAUAAUUAUGGAGUGUCUGAAGCAGCUCUUGCAGGGUAAAACCUUUCACGGCCACCUGCACCAUAUCAGUAAUACCAUAUAAGGCUGAGAUUACCAAGGUAACAAUAUCAGAAUUUUCAGGCUUAAUUAUGGGUGUGCAAAACUGAGGAAGAAAUAAUCUGGGUGGAUUGGCUGUUUGGGAGGAGACUGAGGUAUGGGAAGCAUCAAUGUGGCAGAAAAAGUCGAUCUUGAAAUAAGAAAACAUAUAAAAUGAGAUAAAGGUGAGAUCAGCUGACUGAAGGAUUGUGGGUGUCUGGAUGAUAGUGAAGCCUGAGGACUCAAGCUCACAGGAAUGCUGAAGUGAUGCUCCUUGAACAACCUGCUGGACUCUACAUCAGCUUUUGAGACUUAGCAACUGCUCCACAGAAGUGCCCUCUGUGUAAAACCCCAGGCUCUUGCACAAUGUACCAGUCCAGCUUUAUGCCACGGGAAUAUUACCCAGCCAUGAUCCCACCUUCUGCCUACACCUACCCACCUCUGCGGCCUGGGAGAGCAGAAGACAUGUCCAGACCUGUGAUGUUCCCUCCCAUCCACAUGCCCAACUUCUACAGUCGACCCAUCACCUUUGUGGUGGACCGGAACAGCUACCCUGACUAUGCAGGAGGUCAGGUGGAGUAUCAUCAUCUCUAUAGUGCCUCCAAUCCCUACAUCUAUCCAUACCACACCUGGCACUUCCCUCCCAUGGUCCCCAUCCCUCUCUACAAUCCCUAUGCAAACUACCAUCCCUAUGCUACCUGCCAGAGGUCAGAUCAGUAUCGAGAUACGUGGCCAGAAGGCUUCACAAUGAGAGGGGAGCUUCAAUGGGGGAAGCUUGGAAAGGUGUUUGGGCCAAGGAAAGACCUCCCAGAAUUUGUGAAGGAUGAUCUCCGGAGGGUUUAUGGCACCUACCCUCGGACCAAUGUUUCCAUAUCCUAUCGGAAAGGAGAGUUCUUGGUCAAGGGAGACCCCAAGAUAGAAGACCAGGAAUAUGCAGUGGAGAAAAAAGUCAUCCAGCAGGCUGUGACCCCCAGUGCCAGUGAGGCAGAUGACAGCAGUGAGGACCGGAACCGUAAGAAGAAAAAGAAACUGAGACAUUGAGGCAGUCAGAUACCCAAUAGACCGAUGCUCCAGUACCCUCAUGGGAGCCAGUUGGCAGCUGGUUUUGGUGUGGUUGGCAAAUAACACAAGCAAUGGAUGCCACCAUUCUUGUUGAUUUCUUUUAAUUGCUCCUCAUUCACCACAACCUUAUGGCAGAUUUACCCUUUUUGAUGCAAAAUGCCCAUCCUGUGAAGAAACCACAUGGCACUUUACUGUUGGAUCAGCUCAUUGGUCCUGGUUUUGAAAUGAACAUUUGAUUUCCACAAGUUUGGUUGACUGGUCACAGCCUGGUGGGGGAAUCUCCAAACUGCAGCCCUUGAUCAGAGAAAUGGGCCUCUUCCUACCUUGUCCAGGGGAAGGGCCUGUAAGCUGGUUUUCUUCCUGGAGAAAUGAAAGCUGAAUUUCCUUCAGGCUGAGGUCAGUGCAGGUCCCAGAAGACACAGGGGUUCUUGAACACGCUAAAGAACAAUUGUCUACAUGUCUUGUCACUGCUGUUUAUGACCAUAUCACUGUGCUUUAUCACCACAUGAGGCCUCUAUGCAGCACUUCCCUACACUCUGGUGUCCCCAUCCUCUUACACGUGAUAACGUGGUGCUCAGUAAUCCUGGCCACAUGUCCUUAUUGAAACUGCUGUUGAGGCCCUGCUCUGGGUCUGACUUGGCUCUGGUUCGAGGUGCUGGCUCCCCAGUGAGGGUACUGGAGUUGUGUGUACCACAGCACUUCCAUAGCUUGGUGGUUGUACUGGAAGAGCUGUGCUGGAGGGUUGUGAGGGGCUGGGUAUGACUUACUUGCAAACUUCUGUACCUUUUAAAUGAUUAUAAACAAUAAAAAAACCCAAAUGCAAA
Taeniopygia guttata (zebra finch) is the source of this 2386-nucleotide messenger RNA. It is a transcript of the gene C6H10orf95, whose product is annotated as chromosome 6 C10orf95 homolog. The record is from RefSeq and is a predicted model, not a curated record. NCBI's taxonomy places the organism in Eukaryota, Metazoa, Chordata, Aves, Passeriformes, Estrildidae.